CUAUUUCCUAUUAUUUUUUAUUCAUAAAUGGUUGCAAAUACUAUAAUUUAUUUUUCCUAUAUGCAGGUUUUAUGACUGGAUCAUUUUUCAAUUUCACCACAAACGCCAAUCACUUAAUGAUCAGGUUUUUUCCAGAUGAGGAAGUAGCGAUUGCAGGAGUUGCUACAACUUGUGCAUUCAUCGGCGUCGUUGGGGCAUUAUGUGCUGGCUGUUUUAUGGACUAUUCACAUAAGUUUAAGGAAACAGCUGUUGCUCUGUGUAUGGCAAGUUUGGUAUUUCAUAUUCUGUUCAGUACGACUCUCUACCUCAAAACAUUAUGGGUCCAAUACAUUCUUGCAGCUGGUUUCGGGUUUUGUGUAGCUGGAUUUUUACCAGUAGGAUUAGAAUAUGCUGUAGAAAUAACAUUUCCUGCAUCUGAAAUGAUUUCUUCAAAUUUACAAUAUUUAUCUUGUCAAGGAUUUUCGUUAGUUAUUGUUCAGACAGUCACAUUAUUAUUAAAUGCCUACGGUCCUAUCCCAUCAAACAUUGUACUUGCUUGUCUUCUUCUACUUUGUUCUGUUAUAACAUGUUUUCUGACUAGAAAUUACAAAAGAAGUACUGCAUCAGCUCCUCCUCUUGAAAAUAAACCAAAGAUUGAAACUUAAAAUUUAAAUUAAUAUAGCAAAUAUAUUUAUGUUUAUAUACUGUUUUUUAUGAGGAUUUCUCUCAACUAUGUCAUUUCAAUAAUUCAUUUGUCAAAUAUUUAGUCUUGCAAUUGUUUAAGUACAUUUUUAUAGUUUUAAUGAUUAUAGAGUUAUUAUACACUUUUCGUGUAUAGAUUUGUAAAAUGCGUCAUAUUUUUUUGCAUCUAGGUAAAAUUUAGAUGCUUUCAUUGACUUACAAGUUAUUUCUUUUUAUCGACUGUACAAAACAUUCUUGAAUCAGUGUUUUAAAAUGCAAAUUAGUUCUAAUCAUCGGCUUAAACGCAAAUAUAAUUAACUAGCAAAAAAGACAAAUUUAAAAGCAUGAUAAUUAAUUAUUUAUAGUAAAAUAUUUCUUUUUUUUUACACAACCAAACUAACAGAAGUCUUAAGAAUGCUUAUUAACAAUAAAACCUAUGUUUAUUCUUU
Messenger RNA from Parasteatoda tepidariorum (common house spider), 1109 nucleotides. Its product is annotated as choline/ethanolamine transporter flvcr2b. Gene Ontology annotation, cellular component: membrane. The record is from RefSeq and is a predicted model, not a curated record. Gene Ontology annotation, biological process: transmembrane transport; heme export. Gene Ontology annotation, molecular function: heme binding; heme transmembrane transporter activity. NCBI's taxonomy places the organism in Eukaryota, Metazoa, Arthropoda, Arachnida, Araneae, Theridiidae.